Phytophthora infestans T30-4 is the source of this 837-nucleotide messenger RNA. RefSeq lists its product as uncharacterized. The transcript has 5 exons. Gene Ontology annotation, cellular component: cytosol; cytoplasm. The record is from RefSeq and is a predicted model, not a curated record. NCBI's taxonomy places the organism in Eukaryota, Oomycota, Peronosporomycetes, Peronosporales, Peronosporaceae. Gene Ontology annotation, molecular function: L-malate dehydrogenase (NAD+) activity. The coding region runs from base 1 to 837 and encodes 278 amino acids.
AUGCCCCACGCUACUAAGCUACACUUUGCUCUACAGCUGGCGAGGCAAGUUGCUGGUCCGACGAAAUCGAGCUCACCUGCAAGUGCGGCUACGGAGAAGGUUCCAGUCGCCUACGGCCUACGGGCAGUGUGGCCUGUCCCUGGCGAUAGCGGUACCGCUGAAAGCCACAUCAACACGCACGCUAAGGUGACGGGCCACGUGGGCAUGGAGCAGGCUGGCGAAGCCCUUGAAGGUGCCGAUGUUGUUGUCAUCCCGGCCGGUGUCCCGCGCAAGCCCGGCAUGACCCGUGACGACCUGUUCAACACGAACCCGAUAUACGCGCGCACCGAAACGCCCACAGGUCGCUCGGGUAAACCCAUCGACUAUGUGUUUGCUGCCCAAGGCUUUGCUGUGGACGAUGACAAUGAUGAGGAUUAUGACCCGGAGCGCGAUCCUGACGACGGACGGAACGAUAAUCUCAAAGCGAUUCCCAGUACUAUUUGGAUCCCCGACCAAGGACGCCACACAGUCGUCAGCGCCAACACCGACACCGACAGGCUCAAAGACAAUACUGACAAUGCCAAGGAAGCCAACGAGGGAGAGAUUGCCGACGUCAAAAGCAAGUGUGAUGGUGAACAACAAGAGACAACUUCCAUUCUACGCUUUGUGCCAACUGCGCAAGACGAGGCUGAGAAAGCUGCGCGAGACGAGGCUGAGAAGCUGAGCGAGACGAGCAGUCAUACAGCUGUUGAAGACGACAUGAAGCCGGCUAGGGGAACGCUCUUGCCGUCACCCCACGUCUCGUGCCAAAUCUGCGAGCAAGUCAGCGUAUUCCCGCUCUCCACGCGCCGCACGUGA